AUGGGCGGCUGCGGCGGUUGUAGCUUCAAAGGUCAGUCGACAGCGGUCGAAGAUACCUUCGUCGGCGUGCGCUUUGGCGAGGAAACCAACCUCACCCUGUGCAGCACCGGCCGAGCGAUCUUCGCCAAGGGAGAGAGCGUACUGGUAGAGACCGACAACGGACCGGCCUACGGCAAGGUCGAGCAAUCGCCCAUGCCGGUCUUCAAGCCCUGCCAAAAGUCGAGCGCCCAACGCAUCCUGCGCUCCGCCAAUCAGGCCGACUCCGCUGCCUUCGAACGCCAGCGACUCAACGAGUGGAAUGCCAAGCGCUUUUGCCGUGAUCGGGCCAAGAGCCUGCGGCUGGAAAUGAAAGUGUCGAAGGUCGAGUUCUCGUUCAACGGCAAGCACGCGACGUUCUACUUCACCGCCAACGGCAGGGUGGACUUCCGCCAGCUGGUGCGCGACCUCGCGCAGCGCUUUUCGACCCGGGUAAAGAUGGUGCAAGUCGGCGCCCGCGACGAGGCCAAACUGUUGGGCGGCAUCGGGGUUUGCGGCCGCACACUCUGCUGCUCGACCUGGCUCAAAGACUUUCGCCCGAUCUCGAUCCAGAUGGCCAAGCGCCAGAACUUGAGCCUCAAUCCUUCGAAAAUUUCCGGCCAAUGCGGGCGCCUGCUCUGCUGCUUGGCCUAUGAAGACGAUCAGUAUCGCAAGCAGCCUAGCCGCAGGGCCAUGAGUGGGAAAAGAUGA
Molecule: messenger RNA, 726 nt
Organism: Nerophis lumbriciformis (worm pipefish)
Lineage: Eukaryota; Metazoa; Chordata; Actinopteri; Syngnathiformes; Syngnathidae
Source: RefSeq, a predicted model, not a curated record